CUAUUUAUUAAUAAGCAUCUGCAAUAUCGAGAGAGAGAGAGAGAGAAAUGGCUUCACAACAAGAGCGAGAGGAGCUUGACGCCAGGGCCAGGCAAGGAGAGACGGUGAUCCCCGGCGGCACCGGCGGCAAGAGCCUCGAAGCCCAAGAGCACCUCGCCCAAGGGAGAAGCCGCGGCGGGCAGACUCGACGGGAGCAGCUGGGGACGGAAGGGUACCAGGAAAUGGGAAGCCGGGGUGGGCAGACGAGGAAGGAGCAGCUCGGAAGAGAAGGCUAUCAAGAGAUGGGGCGGAAGGGCGGCCUCACCACCAUUGAAAAAUCUGGCGGCGAGCGCGCCGCGGAGGAAGGAGUCCACAUUGAUGAGUCCAAGUUUAGAACUUCAUCCGCAUAGAAAUGAGAAUAUUAGAGUCGGUUAUGUUCGAUAAAUGAUGAUAUAUUAUGUAUU
This is a messenger RNA of Salvia miltiorrhiza (redroot sage), 443 nucleotides long. RefSeq names its product protein SLE1. The transcript has 2 exons. Gene Ontology annotation, cellular component: cytosol. Gene Ontology annotation, biological process: response to abscisic acid. The record is from RefSeq and is a predicted model, not a curated record. Bases 48 to 389 code for a protein of 113 amino acids. Lineage: Eukaryota; Viridiplantae; Streptophyta; Magnoliopsida; Lamiales; Lamiaceae.